UUCCCCACACAACGUCACCAUUUUUGGCGAUCGUGGGAAAAUGGCGACGUCCGCGGAAUGGCAGUACAUGAAGACGUUGGUACCGCCGCAUUAUCCGUGCGUGCGGCGAUCAGGGGACACGUCGCAGCGCAUGGUGCUUGACGGGCGCGUUGACAAGGAUGAGUGGGCGCAUGCGCAAUGGACGGACACGUUUGUCGACAUCGAAGGACCGGCGAGGAAGCCGAACCCGGCUCAAUCUACUCGCGUAAAGAUGAUGUGGGACGACAACUAUCUGUACGUUGGCGCAGACAUGGAGGAAUCGAAGGUGUGGGGCAACUACACGGAGAAGAACACGACUAUGUACCACGAGAAUGACUUUGAGAUCUUUAUCGACCCCGAUGGCAGCCGCCACAACUACUACGAGCUUGAGAUGAACUGCCUGAACACGAUAUGGGAACUCGCGCUCAUGCGACCUUACAAGGAUGGCCACUCGAUCGUCAACCCGUACAAUCUCACAGACAUCCACUCUGCUGUUUAUAUUGACGGCGUCCCGAACGAUCCAACCGUCACAUGCAAGAAGUGGACCGUCGAAGUUGCGAUCCCGUUGGCGGAACUCGUGCACUUUGAUGAGCGCCGCCACUGCAAGGUCCAAGCCGGAGACGUGUGGCGAAUGAACUUUUCUCGUGUCCAUUACGACCUUCUCGUCGAAAAAGGCAAGUACGUCAAAGUCCCGGACCGCCGGGAAUACAACUUCGUGUGGGCUCCGACGGGGGUUAUCGACAUCCAUCGUCCUGAAAAGUGGGCGUACGUUGCAUUCCUCGGCACAACUGCGGUGGACUCGUCGGAAUGGCAAGCGCUGCGGUCGGUAUUGACCGCAACCGAAGCUAUUCAAGCCCAGCUCAACCAAGUAUACUACGACCAACGAGCAUACCAUGACAUGCAUGGGCACUACGCAUCGACGCUGGACGAGUUGCAUCCGUCCACGGGAAUACAGGGAGCGUCCAUGACGAUGGAGUGUGCGACAGACAUGCAAUCGUAUGUCGUGGCCGUCGCAGCGGCCGAGGGUGUGCAUCGAAUGGCGCAUGACGCCAAGUACACCUUCGUCGACAGCGAGUAAGGCCGCCGCAUGCGUCCCAACGACGAAGCCAAGGCCCACAGCCCGUCCACGUCACAGUCCGUCCAUGCAGCAUUUUGAGCGACCGACCGAAAUAGCUGGCAAUUCGCCAUUUUCGCCAAUGUUCGGCACGACGUAGGAGAGGUGACAUUUUCGACCUCUACCAUGUAAGCAUUUGUGGUUUUCAA
Aphanomyces invadans is the source of this 1281-nucleotide messenger RNA. RefSeq lists its product as hypothetical. The record is from RefSeq and is a predicted model, not a curated record. Gene Ontology annotation, molecular function: carbohydrate binding; hydrolase activity, hydrolyzing O-glycosyl compounds. Lineage: Eukaryota; Oomycota; Saprolegniomycetes; Saprolegniales; Verrucalvaceae. The transcript is spliced from 7 exons. Gene Ontology annotation, biological process: carbohydrate catabolic process. The coding region runs from base 41 to 1096 and encodes 351 amino acids.